Austrofundulus limnaeus is the source of this 4818-nucleotide messenger RNA. RefSeq names its product arylsulfatase family, member Ia (gene arsia). Gene Ontology annotation, molecular function: sulfuric ester hydrolase activity. The coding region runs from base 255 to 1967 and encodes 570 amino acids. The transcript has 2 exons. The record is from RefSeq and is a predicted model, not a curated record. NCBI's taxonomy places the organism in Eukaryota, Metazoa, Chordata, Actinopteri, Cyprinodontiformes, Rivulidae.
UCAGUGGGCCAGGGAGGCAAAUAGGCGGAGUUAAUUGGAUCACUAGGGAAAGUAAAACACAUUCAUUUGCGCUGGCAGAGUUAGGAACGUCUGCGAGGAUGAAGGUGUAGCUAUUUCUUGUAGGUUUUAGACUGCUUAACCCCAGCUGAAGUGAGCCAAGUGUUUGAUGAGGGAAUAAUUUUGUAUUUGCAAAAUGAUUUGCUGACAAUAUAUGAAAUAUUAGCAGGUUUUAAUGAGUCGUUGUCAUUGCAAGAAUGGCAACGACGGCUCUGACUGGUUUUUCCAUGAUGAGCCUGCUCAGCCUCGGGUACCUGACCUGGGAUCUGAUGAGCCCCAACCAGCUGGAAAAUAAGCCUGACCGGACUUUUCACAACAGUUUUCCCGUCCCACAGCCUCCUCAUAUAAUCUUCAUCAUGACAGAUGACCAGGGCUUCAAUGACAUCGGGUAUCACAGCUCGGACAUCAGGACGCCGGUGCUGGAUAAACUCGCUGCAGAUGGAGUGAAGCUGGAGAAUUAUUACGUUCAGCCCAUCUGUACCCCGUCCAGGAGUCAGUUCAUCACCGGCAGGUACCAAAUUCACACCGGUCUCCAGCACUCCAUCAUCCACCCCCGCCAGCCCAACUGCCUGCCCUUUAACCAGGUCACUCUCCCUCAGAGGCUUCAGGAGCUCGGCUACUCCACCCACAUGGUGGGCAAGUGGCACCUGGGCUUCUACAAGAAGGAGUGUUUACCCACUCGCCGUGGCUUUGACACAUACUUCGGCUCCCUGACUGGCAGCGUGGACUACUACACCUAUAACUCUUGUGACGGCCCCGGGCUCUGUGGCUACGACCUCCAUGAGGGGGAGUCUGUCGCUUGGGAUCAGAAGGGCAAAUACUCCACGCAUCUGUACACACGGAGGGUCCGCAAAAUUCUGGCGACCCACAAUCCACUGCUUGAGCCACUCUUCAUAUUUCUCUCGUUUCAAGCUGUUCACUCACCUUUACAGUCUCCGCAGGAGUAUGUCUCCCCGUACCGUGAGCUGGAAAAUGUGGCACGGAGGAGGUAUGCUGCCAUGGUCUCAACUGUAGAUGAAGCUGUUCGAAAUAUAACAUACGCUCUGCGUAAGUAUGGAUACUAUGAGAACAGCGUCCUGAUUUUCUCCACUGAUAAUGGUGGCCAGCCUCUGUCUGGCGGCAAUAACUGGCCUCUUAGAGGGCGUAAAGGCACCUACUGGGAAGGGGGUGUCCGAGGUCUGGGGUUUGUCCACAGCCCGUUGUUACAAAGGAAGAGGAGGGUGAGUAAAGCUUUGGUGCACAUCACUGACUGGUAUCCCACACUGGUGGGAUUAGCGGGCGGCGAUGAGUCUCUGACUGAGGGGCUCGAUGGGUAUAACGUCUGGAAGGCAAUCAGCGAAGGCAAAGAGUCGCCCAGAUUAGAGAUCCUCCACAACAUCGACCCGUUGUACAACCAUGCUCGCAGAGGCUCCCUGCAAAAAGGAUUUGGGAUUUGGAAUACGGCUAUCCAGGCCUCCAUACGAGCAGGAGACUGGAAACUCCUGACAGGAGACCCUGGUUAUGGAGACUGGAUCCCACCGCAGAUCCUUCCAGGUUUCCCCAACAGCUGGUGGAGCCUGGAGCGCCACAUUAAACCCCGAAAAUCAGUGUGGCUCUUCAACAUCUCCAGCGACCCCUAUGAACGCUUUGAUCUAUCCGAGCAGAGACCAGACGUUGUGAAACAGCUCUUGGCCAGACUGGUGUACUACAACCGCACUGCAGUACCAGUACGGUUCCCAUCAGAGGACCCACGGGCCCACCCUCAGCUGAACGAAGGGGCCUGGGGCCCCUGGRUGGGAGAUGAGGAGGAAGACAACUGGGAGAGUGUUUAUCUGAAAAAGAACAAGAAAUUGAAGAAAACAUUUAAACAGUCAAAAAACUGGUCAGUUUUUAGGCACCUCAACUCCAGGUUGAUGUCUAACAGAAUAUAAAAAACAACACAAUUAAAAUCUUUACACUGCAGUUAAUUCUGUGAUGUUUUGAUGAUUAAAAAAAAGGUUUCAGUGAAACGGAGCUGCAGUUCUCGAACUGUGGCUGUGAGUAAUUGCUAACUUUAAUGAGAACUGAUUUUUAAAAAACCCAACAUAACUUUAUGUUGACUGAAUCCUUUUUUCCACCCAUUUAUUUAAAUUUGUGUGUUCUAAAAACAAAGCAACUGGACUUCCAUUCUGUUGGUCAAAUAUGUUUUUGCUUUCAGUCAAGUGAACUUCAUCAAUUCAACAAAUGGAGAGUGUAGCAUUCCUUGCGUUAGUAAAAAUGAAUCCCUUUUUUUGUGAUUGUUGCUUUGUUUUGCUUAAUGACUGAGAAUAGACACCAGAGGUUUCCAACGCUGGUCCUCAAAGACCACCGUGGUCUGCUGGACCCACUAUCUUGCAAGCUUUAAAGGUUUCUCUGCUCCAACGCACCUGAUUUGUAUGAAUGAGUUUUGCAGAACGUAAAGAGGUAAUUCAGUCACAUGAAUGAGAAGGGGAUCUCUGCAGUCACUAGUUUCUUGUUUUGUGGGAGGAGUUUGUCAAGACAUAAUUGGUCUGUUUGAUUUUUGUGGGAGGAGUUUAUUAAAGACGUGACUGGUCAGAUUGACCAUUUUAGCUUAGGUUUGAAGAACCCGGGGCCGCUUGGGAGGCACGUAGCUUGGUCAAAAUGCCCAGAGAGCAACUACUGUAUAUUUUUAAAUAUAAAUAUUAAUUUUAAUAACUCCAGACAAGAAGGUGAAGUCAGUAAAUUAUGAUUACAUGAUUACAUUACACAAUAAUUUUGAUUUGAGACAUUGUUUUGUUUUAAACUAUAAAUACAUUGUGAAUAAAUUAUAUUUGCAUGUUCAUGAUCCUUUUACUAUUAACCAUUCCUUUUCACUUGCGCCACAAGAUAAGUCAUUUCAACCAAUCACAGUUUUGCCUUUAACUCCACCGACCCAAGAACCUCCGCCUACAUUAUAAACUCUGCCAAUCACAGCUAGGACAAACUCCACCCACACGAAGAACUCCACUUAUCCUGGUGCAGGCAAAAAUAAUAAAUAAAUAAAUAAAUAAAUAAAUAAAUAAAUAAAAUGCAGGACAGCAGCCCUCGAAGACCAGGGUUGGACACACUGAACUAUACCACAUGUACAAAUAAAUUAGAAAAAGCUUUAAAGAAAGAAACCAAAAAGUCCUGCAUAUUGAUAAUUUAACAUUUGUUAUAAUUUUUUGUAAACAGAUUUUGUAUUUUAUUAGACCAGUUCCAUCUUAGGAAAAGUUUAGAAAAAAAGGAUGGUGUGAUUUUAAGCAGCAGAAAUUAGGAAAUGUUCCAGAUGUGGAGAGACAGCAUGAAAUAUUCAAGAUACAAGAUUAAACUUAAUACAGAAAUAAUGAGGUGGCCAUAUACAACAAAUCUAAACAAUAGGAAAAUUCAGCAUUUACAUGAACCUACAUGCAAAAUGUGGUUGAUGAAUCUUGAGGCAGACAUACAUAAAACUGAUCUGGAUCAUGACUCGGUUGAUAGAUUAAACCACCUCUAGGUUCCACAUCAAAACAAACAUAAUAAUCUUUUAAAUAUGAGCAGUUUUUGAAGCCAGAUGCUUCAGAUCCUCAGGGAAGUUUGGUUCUCGUUUAAUUUAACAUCUGUUGGUUCAGUCUUAACAGCACAAUGUCUUAUUGAAACCUACAGAGUCAGAGUGUGCUUGAUUUUAUUUCUGCAAUAUUAAAGAUCCAUUUUGUUUUACAGGUAAAACAUGGUUGAGUUUGCUGUCAUAUAGAAUCUGACCUCAUAGCUGCAAACUGAGAAAAUAAGAUCCAUGUAAUGUGAAAGUUGUUAGGUUAAAGGUCAGUACUGAAACAAGAAGAGAUCUGUAAAAACAAAAAUCACAAAACUGGGGGAUUUUUAACUGAACUAGAAUCAGAUCUAACAGGAUGUAAAAGUCACUGUGACUUCCUGCGUGAACUGAAAACUGUUUGGCUUCAUUAUAGAUGUUUCAGCACUACUUGCUGCUGCUGCUUCCUGUUUUUGACAGCUUUAUAGAUGUGGGGUUGUCAGCCUUUAAUGUGACUUUCACAUAUAUUUUACUGUUCCCCUCUGUGGUCUGAAGGAAGCCUGAUCAAAACAAAAAACAAAAAACAAACAAAAAAAAUGUCCUAUAUGGAUCUGCAUUAAAAAAGGUUGGCCAGACUCAGCUGCCAACUCUUCCAGGGGUCUUAUUGAGAUUUGCAAAAGAGACCUUGUAAACAGUAAUAUUUAACCCUCCUGCUGUCCUAGGGUGAAAAAAAAAGCCAGGGGGCUUUUAAAAAGGUCAAGUGCAGCAGGAGGGCUUAAAAAAAAGUACAUUUUUCUCAGUUCAUGUAUUUACACAAAUCUUUAUUCCAUAUAAUUUUUAGUUUUUAUGUCUUUAAUGUUUUAUUCACACUUUACUCAGCAUCAGUUCUGUUUGGAAACAGGUCUGUCUUAUUGUAAUAAAAAAUGUUUUUACGAAAUUGUGAAUUUGACUAGGACAGGGGUGGAAAAUAAUCUGAAAUUCACUGUUGCAUGUUCUUAGGACCUUUUUUCAUUCCACACAGUCAUUUCAAACYUCAAAUUAAGAAAAAGGUAAGACAUAAACAGUUCAUUUUCAGUUGAGGAAUCAUCUGAAAUAUUAAAUGUACUUCCUGUUUUCCUUAAUGGAAGUUUCAGUUUUAGAACAAACCUAAAACUAUUUAGUAAACGGAAAACAUGUUUAGGUAUUUGAAAAUCUUCUCAUCACCUGUCUUUGCCUGUCUGUUAGCAAAGUGUGUCAUGAACCACUGGACAGAUCUGAAUAAAACUCUCUGAAAGUAA